Dimorphilus gyrociliatus is the source of this 2979-nucleotide messenger RNA. Lineage: Eukaryota; Metazoa; Annelida; Polychaeta; Dinophilidae. The record is from the annotation of a GenBank genome assembly.
AGUAAGAAUAAAGAGUUCGUGCUCUGUGCCCAAGAAAUUUCCCCUUCAUAAACCUUUUCAGCGGCCACCCAAACCUGAACCACUUAAAGUUCAGCCAAUGCAAGAUACGAAUAUCUACACGGCUUUUAGAAUAAAGCCAAUUAAGACGCGUAAUAAAAGUAUUUCUGCACCGUGUUCGACCCCUCCAUCUAGACCGAUAUCUGGUCGAACUCGCUAUUAUGGUCCACCCGUUCUAGAGCAAGUGCCUACUAUAAAUUCAACAAUUUCGGUAAGUAUUAAAAGACGUACAAACUCACCAGUAAAUAAGAUAAAAAGAGUUCAAUCGGCCGUCACUCAAAGAAGGGAUGACGAAAAAGAUUUUAAAAGAGAAAAAGUAGUAGAACUAGCCAAGAGAAGAGCGGUAAGUGCUCCUCCAAGAAGACAAAAACUUGAAGAAUCUCUGCAAGAUCAACUACUAAAAAUGUAUGAACAAUUUAACUAUGAAAAGAAAGCAAACGGAAUAAAUGGACUAUUCGUAAGAAAAAUGACUUUACACGAUAGAUUAUGAUUGACUAGAAGUAAGGAAGAAAGAAAUAGAGAGAGAGAGAGAGAUAAAAGAUAUUAUAUAUUCAUGAUUGUUCAGAAUAUCUUAUAUUAGCUAAUUACCAAAUAAGAAGGAUAUUAAAUUGGGCAUUCUAACUGAUAAAUUAAAUUAGCUAUAUUGAAACUAUUGCUGUUUAUAUAAUAAUUCAUAAGAGUUAUUCAAUUUGUUGAUUAUAAAUAAAUAAAUUUAUAUAUAUAGUGGUCACGCACAUAUUUUUUAUUUAAUUUAAUCUUAAUUCUAUUUCGGAAAAUAAGAUCAAUAACGUUCUUUUAUUCUUCGAUUAAUAUCGCUAAUAUAUCAUAAUUUCUCGCUGACUUAUCCUAUAAAAAAAGGCACUUUACUUAAAGAAUUGAAUAAUAGGUCUUUUGGUUAGUCAGACCGAUAAUUUUAGAAUUAACAGAAUGGAGACGAAGGUGGGGUGCGGCUUGGGCUGUGUCUGCGAGGAAUUAGAAGUUUACUAAAGUAGAAAUUCCCUUUGAAAGUGAUAUAUUCAAGUAUUGUUUAUCGUUAAAAUCUCCAUUUAAUCUUUUGAAUAGAGGGAUCAAGUAUUGUUUCUAUUUUUUAGUACAUUGCAAAAGUUUCUUCUCUAUUUAAAAGUAAUCUUUAAAAGUAAUCGAAAGGCCGAUUUACAUAAAUUCUUUUGUCUUAUAACAUAAUUUAAUACCAGUGUAACUAUUUAUACAAUUGAAUUUUAAAUUGUAUCGUAUUGUUAGUCAUUAAAUAUGUAAUUGUAGGUAAAAAACAAUGUUUGUCGAUAGCGUAAAUCGACAAAUGAAUAGUUAUAUAUGCGUACCACAUAAAAACCAUGGAGGGAAUAAGAUGGUUUCUUAUUCCCCCCGGAAACACAACCCUCUCGAUAUUCUGAGUCAGAAAUUCCCUGUUGUUUCUGACGUCAGAAUUUAAGAAAAACCAUCGGCAAUCAGAAAACGCCUUAAUAUUCUCUGAUUUCGAAUAGAAAAAUUGAUUUCAUUUUCCUUUCUAUACUGUAAUCGAUUUGUAAAAAGAUGAAGGCCGAUCCAUCAGCUCCACCUGUUCAGCCCUAUGGAAUCAAUAAUCCUCCCGCUUAUACUGAUGCAACCAACCCCGCCUAUCCUCAAGGCUAUAGUCAACCUGCCCCGCCUAUGGGACAGUCUUACUAUGGGUCUCCACCCCUAGGUCAACAGAACUAUGGACCUCCACUACAAGGACCUGGAUAUCCCUACUACAAUCCGGGUCAAAACCUAACUUCAACUACCACAAAUGUUACUAUACAACCUGGAGCAAUGCCUGCGACUUCGAUGAUUGUACAACAUUUCCGGGAAAGUCCUAUCAGAAUCAACUGCAAUUUCUGCAAAGCUGAUGUUGUUACAGCAAUCAAUUAUGAAACGGGAACUCUUACGUGGGUUGCAGCUGGAGUGAUAUGCCUUCUUGGCUUUGUUAUCGGAUGUUGCCUUGUGCCAUUUUGCAUUGAUGGAUGUAAGGAUGUUGUUCAUACUUGUCCAAAUUGCCGUCAAGUAGUUGGACGAUAUAAUAGGAUGUAAGAAGGAAAUUCAACCUGUACUCUGGAAACGAAAUUUAUUACUAGGAAUUUAUAUUUUUCAUUAAUAGAAGUCACCAUUUUGGUAUCCAUGAUAAAGAAGUGAACUUUUUCCCAAAUUCUUUUUGUUCUAUUCUAUAAUCUUUUUUGGCUUUUUGUCCGUAAACUGUAGAGAUUUAUGAAAUUUAUAUGAAUACCACUUGAACAAAGAGUGUGACACUUAAAUAUCUAUUUGAAACAUUGUUUACACAUAGGUUUCUUAACUUUGAGAUUACGUAUAUUUCAUCUCUCGAAUGAACCAUAAUCUAUAUAUCAGCCGACUUUUUUCUGCUUGAAUAUCUUAUUGAACAUGAUAGCGUUUUAAAACUACAUGCCUUGAUUUUAAUUAUCACAUACUGUUGUACUUCAAAUUUAUAUUAAACUGCAUUUCAAAUUAAAAAACAUACAUUAUAUUUACGCAUUAUAACUUUACAGAUAACAAAUAGACUCCAGAUGUAUUUUUAUAUCGAAACAUAUACUGUAGAUGUCGCUGAACACUAUGUUUUUCAUCAUCUUUUAAUAUUUAUAUUUUAUAUAACUAAAUAUACAAUAAAUGAAUAAGAAAGUAAGGAAGGAUGCUAAUACCAAGUAUUGAAUAAUUUAACAUUAAAAAAAACAAUUUUAUAUCUUACUCUACUGUCUACUAUUCUUCAUUCAAUAGCUUCAUUAUCUGUCUAUUAUUAAUAAUGAUAGGAAGAGUCUCUCUCUCUGAGUAGGUAGGUAUGUUAAUCAAUUCUAUAGAUUAAAAAAGAAAAAAUAUUUCGCUCUGUUAGUUCUAUAUUACUAAUUUGUUUGAUUUUGUUUUUGUCACUUUUCAAUUAAUACCAGUUUUUAAGGCGAA